Molecule: messenger RNA, 2117 nt
Organism: Mastomys coucha (southern multimammate mouse)
Lineage: Eukaryota; Metazoa; Chordata; Mammalia; Rodentia; Muridae
Gene: Rpl22
Product: ribosomal protein L22
Exons: 4
Coding region: 154-540 (128 amino acids)
Biological process (GO): cytoplasmic translation
Cellular component (GO): ribosome
Molecular function (GO): structural constituent of ribosome; RNA binding
Source: RefSeq, a predicted model, not a curated record
GCUGCCCGAUCGUUACUUAGGUGGCAGGGAAGGUGCGAUCGAGAGGCAAGGGCUGAUCGAUUGAAGUUGCCUGGCUUCUUGCGUGCGCUGUGCGCUGCGGGCUCUUCGCGCCUGCGUAGUGCGCCCCCCUCCCUUUCUGCCUCCUCUGCCGCCAUGGCGCCUGUGAAAAAGCUUGUGGCCAAGGGGGGCAAAAAAAAGAAGCAGGUUUUGAAGUUCACCCUCGACUGUACUCACCCUGUAGAAGAUGGAAUCAUGGAUGCUGCCAAUUUUGAGCAGUUCCUCCAGGAGAGAAUCAAGGUGAACGGGAAAGCUGGCAACCUUGGCGGAGGGGUUGUGACCAUUGAGCGGAGCAAGAGCAAGAUCACUGUCACUUCCGAGGUGCCUUUCUCCAAAAGGUAUUUGAAAUAUCUCACCAAAAAAUAUUUGAAGAAGAACAACCUCCGGGACUGGCUGCGUGUUGUGGCCAACAGCAAAGAGAGUUAUGAGCUGCGCUACUUCCAGAUUAACCAGGAUGAAGAGGAGGAGGAGGACGAGGAUUAAGACACAUUGGUCUGCAAUGUUUUGUAUUAAUUCAUAAAUAAAAUUUAGGAACAAAACCCGGUGGUUUAUCCUUGCAUGUCUGCAGUGCGGAUUGGACAGGAAUUUGGAAAUGACAGGGACUGGCUUUAGCCGAGCUGCUGCUCAUUUGUAUAUAGACACUUUUUUCCUGCUCAGAAACUUCAGUUCUCCAGUAGUGAUGCCCAGACAGAAGAACCAGGCUAAGGGGUUCAUGUGGUGGUGAGCCCCGGCCAGCCUGAGUCUUAAGAGCCUGGUGGUUGGUUCCAUCUGGUGCCUGUCUCAGAAGAAGGUACAGUGUGGUGCUCCUCAGUAGAAGCAAACAGGUGAUUUCUUUGUGUGAAAUUUUUUUUUCUGGGACAAUGGCAGCCAAUAAGACAGGUUUCAGGGACUUUUGUCUCCGGGUCUGAACACAAGUUGCUCAUAGUUGUGUGUACUAACCUUCCUAUUGAAUUAAGGAGGUCUUUCAGUGUUACUGCUGCGUAUUCUGCCCUUUAUAAAAAGAUCUGUAAGUAUGCUGGGCACCCAUGCUUUUAGGUGUCUGAGCCAGAGGUCAACAAGGGCUUGUAGGGAAAAUAAAACAAAGCCCAUAGCUUGUGCAAGUCUGCAACAAGCUGUUUGUCUAGCCUCCAGCAGAGGGCGAGGAAGACGUUCCCAGUAGGCUUCCAGAUGUUCCCAGUAGGGGGAGCCCCUCCAGGCCCAGGGCUCAGGAGGCUUCUAGGGAGGGAGCUCCAGGACUGGUGGAGGAGGGCCUUGGAUGGGCUUCCUAAGCUGUCACAACUGGACUUUGAUAGGAGUUGUAGUCUGGGACCAUAGCCCAGUGGUAGAACUCUUGGCUAAUGUGCUCCAGGUUUAAACCUCAUCACUGCAGAAGUCAUUCCAGGCUGUGUGUACCUACAGGGUACUGGGCAUGGAAGGCCUUGUGGGGUUUUCUUGCCAGUGUGUGUGCCUGGAGAACUGGCUGGUGGGAAGACUCUGAAAGGUGGGAAUUGUCUUCAUCCAGGGUUACUCUGGAAGAGUUAGUUCCCAACGCUGCAGGGUGCUCUUCUUGCUUCCUAAUAACAGUAUGCAAUGCCUAAGGGCCCGCUUACAGCUAGCUGCUGGCCACACUGAGGCCUGGAUGUCAAAAGUCCACAAGCUCUGCCCAGCCUCCAAGCAAACACUUGGUCCUUGGAUCGAGUUUAAGCUGUGGAGGCUUUGCAAUCCCCCUGUGGCAAAGGCUCCGGUGUUUUCUAUUUCUAUGCAAAUUUCUUGAAGCAGAACUGUUACUGUCUCCUCUGCCCUUGGAGGAGCCAUUUCCUUCCAACUUCAGGUGCAGCCCCUUGUGAUUAGCCAUCUUAAGUUUGUGACUUGGGUUUGCAGAUCUCAAUUUGUUACAUUGGCGGACCAUGUGGUGGUUUUUAGUUCGGCUGUAAAAAACAUUAACCCUGGGUUGAUUAGCAUAUGCUUCUAAAAGAUGGUCCCAGAUUUUGAAACUUGUAAUGGAAACUCGCUGGUUUUUAUGCCUUUCUAACUCUUGUAUUUGAAUGAAUGUUGAUCACUUUUUAUAUUAAAGUGGCUGA